This is a messenger RNA of Ilex paraguariensis (yerba mate), 345 nucleotides long. Lineage: Eukaryota; Viridiplantae; Streptophyta; Magnoliopsida; Aquifoliales; Aquifoliaceae. The record is from the annotation of a GenBank genome assembly.
AUGAAGGAUGCAGGAUUUGGGGCUUUUAUCUCCUUUCCUUUCAUCCAAAUGGGUCAUUCAUACACCCAUAUGCAAGCCGAGAGGUGGUUCCCCAACCCCAGCAAUCUUCACUUGCCAGUGGGGGAGUUUGUCCCGAACUUGUAUAACUGGUUAGCUAUCCUUGGGAUUAGUUUGGGAGUUGGCUUGGAGGGACAACGAACUUUCACUUUGAGGCAUCUGUUGCAGAUUCUACGACUAGGUGGCCAUGUUGUGAGGACUGACGAGAAGAUAUUGAUAACGAGCGCUGUCUGCAAGAGUCUGGAUGUGCUACGAGCUCUGAUUGUUGGUUCUGUUGGACAUGCAUGA